This is a messenger RNA of Folsomia candida, 2642 nucleotides long. Its product is annotated as fibroblast growth factor receptor substrate 3. Gene Ontology annotation, cellular component: cytoplasm. Lineage: Eukaryota; Metazoa; Arthropoda; Collembola; Entomobryomorpha; Isotomidae. The coding region runs from base 1192 to 2631 and encodes 479 amino acids. The record is from RefSeq and is a predicted model, not a curated record. The transcript is spliced from 3 exons. Gene Ontology annotation, biological process: cell surface receptor protein tyrosine kinase signaling pathway.
UCGAGCUAGUGGAUAUUUCGUCUCCGUGAGCCAGAGUAGUUUGACUUCCCCUUCGUCGUCCCUUGUCUUCUUGUCUCAUCCUUCCACUAUCAUCCAUACCAUCAUCGAGUCAAUCGCAUUUAACAAGUAUUUAACAAACUGUGGGCAUCAUCCCAUUCCGUCGACUUGCUGCCGCAGUUUGGACCACUACGACUACAUUACACAAGUAAUGUAGGAACGGCUAAUCGUGAAUCCGAACGAAUCAUAAUAAUAAUCAUAGUAAGAGCUGCAAAUCCGAAUUAUUCCAACCAAACAAACCCACUCCCUCGCACACAGUAUCGCUGUUAUCUCACCAAAUUCAAGCAUUCUUCGUCCGUACAUCGUUGUUGUUGUUGUUACUACACGGGCAGAAAACCCGUUAUUUUCAAACACACGAACCGACCAAGCGUUACGUAAGAAGAAGAAGAAGAAGAGCGAGUGAGAUAUCAUAAGAAAGAUUUCCCUGAAAAUCGAUUGACAUUUAUUCCGAGAUACCUCAACCCCAGUAGUCAAAUGUAGAUCUUUAUAAUUCAGACUAUUGUAAAACCAGGAGACGCAAUCAAUACUAAAAGGAUUGCGUGUCGUGUAGAAAGUGAUGGUGGUGAAGCAAAGUGAUCCCACCGGAAUAGGAUACUGCUACCUGUCCCUUUCACACAGUUUACACAAAUCCCCUUAAUCGCAUUGACUUGACUCGGUUAUUUCCACUCAUUCGGCUCAACAUCAUCAUCAUCGUCGUCGUCGUGGCCGUCGUCGUAGAAGAACCUGCCAAUCUCACUUUAUUCCCGAAAAUUAAAAUCCGUCAAGCUUUUCAUGGGAUUGAGACCUAAAACACGUGUCAGCACGGCACCAUCGUAUCUUUGAACCAUGAAUGGGUAAUCCUCCUCCUACUACUAUCCAGAAGAAGUAAGAAUAAUGAAUUGAGACCGCCUUAUGCUAUGGGUAGAAAUUUAUAUGAUAAUAUUGACAACGCUACGCUGAAGUCAUAAAGAAAUGCAGUAAAACCUAUUAAACUGACGACUAAGCCGAAGCUCAAGUUUGUCAAGCCGUCGUCAUCGGUCCACCAACUCGCAGUCACCAGCAGCAGGACACAACAGGAGCCAGAGAUUACGGUUGUGUGAGAGAUCCAACUUUUUGCGGAGAACGAAAUUGGCCCUCCAGAAUUCAGAAAAUGUAAUGGGCUGCAUCGGCAGUAAACUGGCUGUCGUCCGAAAUCGAGGUUUAUCAGGGAGCCGGCGGAGCAGUUUGAGACGUCAGAACGUAUUUCCGGUCCUCAAUGUGGACGACAUGGGUCGACAGAUCUCUCCCGGAAAGUUGGAAGUUACGGAAACCGACUUGGUGCUGCAUGUACGGGGAAAACCCUCCUUAACUUGGCCGUUACGAUGUCUCCGUCGGUACGGAUAUGAUAACGACUUGUUCUCAUUCGAAUCGGGUCGACGGUGUCCAACGGGCGCUGGGAUUUUCGCCUUCCGCUGUAACCGGGCACAAUCUUUAUUCAACCUUCUCCAGUCAAAAAUCCAAGGCAAUCCUGGCACCACUCCAAACACGGUACCUUCAACCCCCAUCACCCCCACAUGCAGCAACAAUCCCUCCACCCCCGUCAGCUCGACUUUUGUCUAUGUAAACCUCGCUGAAAAUAGCAGCAAUCGACAGACAUCGAACAAUGCCCCGGACGUGACGCAAGUCGCUCCCAAUAGCCAAGCUGUCCCUCCCAGCACAUCUUCUUCAUCCUGCAGCGCUAGUGGUGGUGGCGGCAGCGUUGCGCCUGGAACGUCUUCUUUCCCUUCGUCACAAUCUCAGAAAAUGCUAAACAACAAUUGUCAUCCUUUGUACAUGAAUGUAGAAGGGCUGCCAACGUCCUCUUCGUCGUCUCAGCAGCAUCACAAUGCCCCUGCGGCCAGAGCCUCGUCCAUCCCUUAUCAAAUCCCCACUCAGAACAAAUCGCAAUAUUCCGUGAUGAAUCAUGAGAGGAGGAUGUCAGGUCAAUUCGGUGCAAGUAACAGCAGCAGCAGUGGUAACACGAUCAACCCCACAAACAACGACUCAUCUCUUCUCUACACAAAUGUGGUGUGUUCUCCCAACCGGGAUAAAGUCCUGUCUGCUCAUUACGGCUCCUCUCCCUUCGAACCUGCUGAAAUCAACUAUGCCGAACUGGACCUCAAGACUGAUAACUGUUCUUCUUCUAGUACAAAUCCCCUCCACCACCAUCUCUCAUCUGGCAAAGGUCGCUUCUUCCUCGGUGGGAACAAGGAGAAUGGGAAACCCAUGGCGACUUUGAACGAUUCAAAGUUCAGACUCAAGUUAGGAAGUAGGUCCAGUCCCAUUCGUACCAUUGGUGACCCACUCCCCCUCCACCACCACCCAUCUUCCCUCCUACCCCAUCAGCGGAAUUUGAUAAGCGGUGGGCGUGGUGGUGGCGGCAUCGUACUCUGUGAUGGGGUUGGGGACAGUACUCCAGCCAACAAUGGGGAGCUAGGUUAUGCCACCAUCGACUUUGAUCGAACUGCAGCACUGAGCGUGGUCACGAGGUCUAAAAUCAAUUUAGAGUGUUACACAUCCGGUUAUGUGGAGGACCAUCCCACUCGAAAAACUAGGCACAAUUCGACUGCUCUCUAAGCUCUCAAGAA